UAUAAAAAUCUCUCAUAUCAGGCUCGUACUCGAACGAUCUCUCUGUUUGUCCGCCAUGAAAGAACAUUCCGUUCUGAAUCGGCGCCGGAGGCCAAGCAGCAUCCAGGCGUCCAAGAAGAUGAAGCUUGUGUGCAGCUUCAACGGUUCGUUCCAGGCAAGACCUCCAUCGGGAAAGCUUAAGUACGCGGGCGGAGAGGCCCGAAUCAUCUCCGUGGACCGCUCCAUCGGGCUAUCCAAGCUCCGGUCCAAGAUUUCGGAUCUUUUCCCAGCCACGCGCCAUCCUUCCUACUCCCUCAAAUACCAGCUCCCCGACCGCUCGUGUGAGGACUCCCCUCUCCUCGUCUCCGUCGCCUCCGACGACGACGUUCGCUGCAUGAUCGACGAGUACGACAAGCUCGAGCUUUACGGUAAGCACGCCAGGCUCUGGCUCUUCGUUUGUACAAACGAUAAUGAUGAUGAUAACGCCAAUGCCAUUGUUAAGAAUGAUGGUAAUUUGCCUGUGAAUUGCGUGAAAAGUGAGAGUUUGUGUACCAAAAAUGGGGUUGCUUGUGUGAAUGGUGCGAGUAGGCGUGAGGCCCAAAAUGGUCAAUUCGAUUGUAAGCUGGCCAAGAAUUUGGAGAAAUAUGGGGAUGAUUCGCUUAGGAAAAUUGUGUUGAAGCAACAGUUGUUAGCGAAACAAUCUGUUUGUAAUGGUGGUGAUGCUAAGGUGGAGCAGAGGAAUGUUGAACUGGCACCGAUGAGUAGGUUGAACAGGGAGAACAUUAUGCCAUCUGAUGGAAAUUGUCAUUCUUGUAAUGAUAAUUUUGUUGGGAGUGGUUAUAGGCUGCGACAUUCGUGCACUGGUGAAAGGAUUUGGGGUGGCUUACAUUGUGGCACACGCAGCCAUAGGUUUAGUGUAAAUGAUGCCAGAAAUCAGCGGAUUAGUUCCUGCCAUGCGCGUAACUAUCUGAACAAUCCAUUUGAGAUGGGGAGCCAUCGGACUGUUAGAUUGGAUGGAAGGGUUCUGGUGGGGAAAUUCUGCCAUGGGCUCCGGCCAAAUUCGAACAUCUCAAAGCAGGGCCAGUCUAUGAGAGUUUGUCAUCCCAAUUCUAACAAAAUUCCAUAUCAAUGUGAUCUUGAGAAGAGCAAUGAAACAGAAUUCGAGUGCAAUAGUGAGGUGUAUGAUGAGGAAGCAGGCAGUGAUGGUGCUGACAACUUACAAGGUGGAGUUGCAUCUUCGGUGGAUUUUUCCUUGUACAACCUUUCAUUAUCUUCAUCCAAAGAAGUAGGAUCUCCUGUGCUUUCUUCUCCUGCAACCAGCAAUGUUGCCGAUGCCUUGCUAAAACCUCAAUCAAAACCUAAAACGGAGGAAGGACAAUUUACACCUGAUCCUUCCUCUAAGAAUGCAUUCAAAAUGGAAAAAGAUCGUGUCAAUGAAAAAGAUAUUCAACAAGACCCCCCAUCUGGUUUAAGCAUUGAUGACAAGGCUGGCAAUAAUGAAUCUCGUAAAUGCACUGAGGUAAUUGGCGGAAUCCCUAUUAAUCUGGCUGCGUUUUGUAUUCAUCUUGCCACUAGAGAGCUGCAGACUAUUAAAUAUACUGACCUUGAAUAUAUAAAGGAGAUUGGUUCGGGCAUGUAUGGAACUGUUUACUAUGGAAAAUGGAAGGGUUCCGAUGUUGCCAUUAAGAGGAUCAAGCCAAGUUGCUUCACUGAAGACUCGUUGGAAGAGAACCGAUUGGUUGCAGACUUUUGGAAGGAAGCUCACGUACUAGAUGAGCUUCGCCACCCAAAUAUUGUGGCAUUUUAUGGUGUAGUUACGGAUGGACCUGUGACAAAUUUGGCAACAGUAACAGAGUACAUGGUCAAUGGUUCCCUGAAACAAGUUUUGCGAAGAAAAGAUCGGACGAUUGAUCGUAGGAAGAGGCUAAUUAUAGCAAUGGAUGCAGCCUUUGGUAUGGAAUAUCUACAUGGCAAGAACAUUGUCCACUUUGAUUUGAAAUCACACAACUUCCUUGUGAACAUGAGAGACCCUCAUCGACCAGUGUGCAAGAUUGGUGAUUUGGGUUUAUCGAAAAUUAAACAGAAGACGCUUGUCUCUGGUGGAAUACGAGGAACCAUACCAUGGAUGGCUCCAGAACUGUUGAAUAGUAAGGACAUGGUUACUGAAAAGGUUGAUGUCUACUCAUUUGGAAUAGUAAUGUGCGAACUCUUGACUGGGGAGGAACCCUAUGUUAAUUUGCGAUCGGAGGAAAUAAUAGCUGGUAUAAUCAAAGGCAACCUGCGACCUGAAAUUCCAAGCUGGUGCGACCCAACAUGGAGAUCAUUGAUGGAGAGGUGCUGGUCAUCUGAUCCUGACUCCAGACCAGCCUUCUCAGAGAUUGCAAUGGAGCUACGCACCAUGUCGGCCGCCCUAAACAUCAAGUGAAAACAAUGAGGUUGAGGGUUUCUGUAAAUAUUCCAGGAGCAUCAGGAACAGGGCAUGCUGAGACUUGGUUAAAUGUUGCCGUCCCAAGUCAUGUUGAUCUGAUGAGACCCCUUCGUUGGGGUUGGUCAAGCCAGGUGUUAUUUUUUGCAGUCACCUGUAUAAUAUAGCAGUGUAUAGGCAGAGUCUGAUGUUUGUAAAAGUAAGAACUAUGGUUAGUUAGUCAUCACAGAACAGGCAGGACCUUGAAGAAGCUUGUAAUUUUUUUGUCAAGGCUUUUAAUGGUCGUGCACUGUUGUAUACAAUCUCUUUCUGAGAU
This is a messenger RNA of Alnus glutinosa, 2720 nucleotides long. RefSeq lists its product as uncharacterized. The record is from RefSeq and is a predicted model, not a curated record. Lineage: Eukaryota; Viridiplantae; Streptophyta; Magnoliopsida; Fagales; Betulaceae. Bases 56 to 2404 code for a protein of 782 amino acids. Gene Ontology annotation, molecular function: protein binding; protein kinase activity; ATP binding. Gene Ontology annotation, biological process: signal transduction; protein phosphorylation. Gene Ontology annotation, cellular component: cytoplasm. The transcript is spliced from 8 exons.